This is a messenger RNA of Erigeron canadensis, 1050 nucleotides long. RefSeq names its product kelch-like protein 12. The coding region runs from base 8 to 748 and encodes 246 amino acids. Gene Ontology annotation, biological process: response to endoplasmic reticulum stress. NCBI's taxonomy places the organism in Eukaryota, Viridiplantae, Streptophyta, Magnoliopsida, Asterales, Asteraceae. The transcript has 5 exons. Gene Ontology annotation, molecular function: protein binding. The record is from RefSeq and is a predicted model, not a curated record.
CCCAACGAUGAACCAAUGGAUUUUACGACCAUCUCUAUUUUGGAAAAACAUAUACAUUGCUGGUGCUUCAGUUACGGACAGACUUUUUGUAGCCGGCGGUGAACAGGGAGGCCAGAGUUCUUCAGAGGUGGAAUAUCUUGAUCUGAAUAUUGGGAAAUGGUUUCCCACUCAUUCAAUGCAAAGCAAGAGGUCAGCUCCAGCAGCAGCGGAACUGAACAACGCACUUUAUGUUACUGGUGGAUGUGAUGGAGUAUCUUACCUGAGUUCGGUUGAAAGACUUGAUCCCCGUGAAGGAGCAUGGUGCAAUCUUCCAAACAUGAAGACAAGGAAAAAGUGCCACUCAAUGGUUGUGCUAAACGGGAAAAUAUACACUCUGGGUGGAUUUGAAGGAGACAAGUAUGUUGCAACAGUGGAAUAUUUUGAUUCUCGAAUGGGUUCUUGGGUGGAAACUGAGCCCAUGAACGUCUCUAGAGGCAACUUUGGUGCAUUUGUGAUUCAGGAAAAACUGUAUGCAAUAGGUGGAGUGAAGAAAAAUGGUGAAAUUUUGGACAUAGUUGAAUGUUAUGAAGAGGAAAGUUGCCACUCUGAAAGCAUUCGGGAAAAGGAGCCAUUUUUCCGCGAUUGUGUUGUGAUUUUUAAUUGUUACUUAACACGAGGCUGGAUUGGUCUUUUUUGUGGUUUAUUGGGGCGGGAGGGACGAAAAUGGAGCAUGGCUACUUGUACAUUGAUAAAAAAAAAAAGUCAUUGAUGUCAUAUCGAUGAAACCUUGCGAUACUUUUACAUAUGCAUCUGCACUUCUGAAUUCCGAUCACAACUAGACAGUGCAAAUGUUCUGAAGAUUUUUAAAUCAGUUUUUAGCCUACGCCUAUGAAACCAGUUCCAAAUGGAAAUGAUAAUGCGUGCUCUGGAACCGUUGUAGCCCUUCAAUGCAUUUGAUACGUCAAACGUUUACCAGAUACAUCUUUUUAUGCAUUGCAAGUUUUGAAUUCAUACCAUUUAUAUGAUCUGAAAUAUAGACAACCUUGCUCCUACUUAAGUUUAAUGAUUGAA